Messenger RNA from Trichosporon asahii var. asahii CBS 2479, 3828 nucleotides. RefSeq lists its product as uncharacterized. The record is from RefSeq and is a predicted model, not a curated record. Gene Ontology annotation, biological process: regulation of Rab protein signal transduction. The transcript is spliced from 7 exons. The coding region runs from base 1 to 3828 and encodes 1275 amino acids. NCBI's taxonomy places the organism in Eukaryota, Fungi, Basidiomycota, Tremellomycetes, Trichosporonales, Trichosporonaceae. Gene Ontology annotation, cellular component: cytoplasmic vesicle.
AUGCUCUCUCCGACGCUCGCCCCGACGAGCGAGAGCGAGACCUCGCCGACAGUAGAGACGACACGAUACCCGCACACCCGUUCAACGCACAAGAGAGAGACCAGCUUCGGCGGUGGACACGUUACCCGCCACGGCUCGACGUCCGAGUCCGAGUGGUCGCUUCCCGACCAGCCUCGGGGACCGACCCGCAAGGAGUCCCAGUCGACGCUUACCCCGCCAGUCCGAGUUUUCCCCCGGCCACCUUCCGACGGAAACUUCACGCCCACGAUCAGGCCAGGUUCUGUCAAGAGUGUUAGUUUGGAGAGGGGAGACGACGACACGGCCUCGAGGCGCUCGGUUCGCUCGUUCCGAGCGACAGUCACCAAGCACCGACCACCGAUGCCGCACAAGGCUUCGCACGAUUCCCUGCUGCCGACGAUGGUGCAGGCGAUCGAAUCUUCUCUCGGUCCUAACGUGAUCACAGGGAGCUCGAGUAACGGUGGCGGCAGUGGGAGUGGUGGUCAAGGAAGGCGUUCUGCGCCACCUUCCUCGACAACGACGCAUGCCAGGACCAACCGUGAUUUGCGCCCGGACAAGUCGAGCCAGAACCACAAAGCACGUACGGGCGAAACAGCCGAUCGGGUCACUGCGCUUAACGGGCAGAGCAAUGGCCACGAUGGAGGAGUUGGAGUCAUUGGAAGCUUUGACAAACGCCUCAAUCGUAGCGUCAUGAGUCUCGGCGUCAAGGCAAAGGCGGAGAAGGUUGUUAACGCAGACCCUCAGCCCCGCCUCGCAUCGCUGUAUCUGGUUACUGGCCUGUUCAAAGAUCCUUCCGAGUGGGCCCUGUCGGACAAGGAUGCCGUCCUAGGUGUGCAGCCGAUGGAGGACAGCUUGGGCGUCUUCUGGCGUCCGAACAUGCUCGGGAACACAUGGAGCGGAGAAAAGAGCGACGAGUUUGCCGGACGCUCGGGCAGCAAGUCGGGUCGCUCGGGCAGCACGGUGCGCCGAGACGCAAACGGGCAGGCCCUUCCGGGCACCAAGCCUGAGGGUGCCUCGCGCCUCGUCGCUCGAGCGAUGAAGUAUGCUCAUCCGAAGGACAUCGAGGUCGUCAACUCGACCUUAGCUCCCCCAACGACCUGUCACACGUUCACCUUCUCCGUGGCCCGCCAGGGAACCCUGUCCGCUAUUGCUGCCCAAGCCACUCGGGCCUCCAAGAUCGGCGCCCAGCAGUACGACAACUUCAACCCCGCCUCUGCGUCCACGCCCUACAACCCUGUGCCCGUCGGACAGGAGCACCUCCGUGGCACGACCAGCUCGUCCGACCUCAUCUUCUAUGGUGUCACGCUCACCGUGUGGUCGCACGCCGACAAGGAUCGCGCCGACAAGCUCAACGAGUUCAGGCAGCGUGUCGGUGUUCGCCACCGCGAGGACUCGGGUCUGUCCGAGUCGACUGCGAUCAAGGAGCGAGCAAGGCGCCGCAGCAAGUUACCGUGGCUCAAGUCUGACCCGUCUACGCCCACCGAUGUCACACCGAGUGAAACUGGUGUCGACUCGGACAUGGAAACCACCUUUACCAGCACAGACGCCAAUGCCUCCUUGUCCAACCUCGUGCCCGCUUUCGGGGAGUCGACUGACGUUUUCUGGCUACCGUAUGGCCUCACUCUAGGUGAGCUCCCAUCGACCACUCGCGAGCUAACAGCAGUGUCUCGAUAUCCUAUCUACGACAUCAUGCAGGACUACUUGCGCUUGAGCGUAAGCUUGCCCAGGGGAGUUCUUCAAGCUGACAUCCAGUGGGCACGAUACCAGAAGGACGCCCGGUCUCAUAUGCGGCAGAUCUUCACGCUGCUCAACGCAGAGGCGCCUCGUCCAGGUGACCUGUUCAGGCUGCCGAUUGGCAAUUCGCGGAACGACGAGGUCGUCAUCGAGGCUACGAUGCCGGGCGCACUCGACUUUGACAAGGGCAUCUUCAAGGUGGACUUCCAGAUGUGGCCCAUCUUCCAGUGCCUCGACCUUGACAACAUCAUCACGUGCGUGGAGGUGGCACUUUCGAACUCUGGCCGUGUCAUCGUCACGUCGCGGCACCCGCCCAUGCUCGGCACGGCGGUUCAGACGCUGAAGUAUAUUGUCGAGCUGCGUGGCUGGAACGGCAUCGCGCUGCCGCACAUUCACACGCGCGACUCGACGUUCAUCAUCGAGGACCCUGGGCCAUACAUCAUCGGCUUGCCGACCGAGGCUCGGUACAUGCUGACCCCGCCGCCCGAGGUCGUUAUCGUCGACCUCGACACGAACACUGUCAGCUGCAAGGCGUUCCCCGCCGGAGUUGUCACGCCGCGCGAGAAGCGCAUGAAGGCCCGUGCCAAGCUUCUUGCCUCCUUUGGCCCGUCGUACCCCUCAGAGAAGUCUGUGCCGUUCGAGUAUCGCGUUUCGUUCCCUAAGGGGGCGUUCCGCAACAUAAACCGUGUCAACCACGGCCCGAUCCGGCCCCGCUACCUCGGCGAGCGCCUGCACCCGCCCGACUGGUGGAACCAGAAUGCGGUUAUCUCCGUGUUCGACAAGAUCAUGGCCGACAAGAAGCCCACGCUGUUCCAGAGGCUGACCAAGUCUGGUUUCCUCCGUGCGCAGGAGCAGCUGUCGGCCAACGACAUGCUCGCCAAGGCGAUGAUGCGCAAGCGUGCUUUGCAGGAAGGCGAACACUGGAAGCAGCGAUUCGAGACUUUCGAGAAGUAUGCGGAGCGUCUGGCGAUCGAGGCGUCCGAACUCAAGCUCAGGAUCGACAAGGAACAGCGCGAGGCCCGCCGUCUUUCUAACACUGUCGGACAUGCACCAAUCGAUCUUGAGCGAGAACGGAACGCCAUCAUGGACGCCAUUGAGAUGCAAAUCACAAACGCCCUCGAGCACAUGCCCAUCACUGCGGACCUCCGCAGGCUUCUUCCUCCCACUCCCGAGCCGGCCGACGCGCCCACCACGCCAACAGACUCGCCACCCGGAACCCCGCUCAGCAACUACUCCGUCCCCCUGGCGCCGAAGAAGCCCCGGCGACCGGGAGCGCGCGACUCGACGCAGACGACGUUCUCCUGGGACAGCCAGACGUCGAACAACCCCGUCAGUGUCCUCGGUGCGCUCAUUGAUGGCUCUAUCCGCCGCGAGCACCUCGGCUCUAUUGUCGACACGGACGAAGUCAGUAACGCCGACCGCUUCCUCUCGACGAACAAGAACGACAGUAUCUCGCAGCGUGUCGCCAUCAUCCAGGCCAAGUCCGAGGUGCAGAGCUCCCAGGCUGGCUCUCACGAUGGCCACGGUUCAUAUGACGGGCACGGCUCUUCUGUUGACUCGCACUACUACGAGUCGGAGGACUCGCACGACUACCGUGGCAAGCCUUCGAGCCCGUCCUCCCCCGUGUCAGACUACACGACGCGCGCGGGUUCGGUGCGGUCGAGCAAGUCGUACCGCUCCUCGCGCUCUACGCCGCGACGCACGCGCAAGCUCGCGAUCCGGUCUCCCUCGACGGCCGAGUCGGACCACGAGAUCACGCCCGUCGAGGAAGAGCCCCUAGACCAGGAAGAGGUGUACAAGCUGCGCCCGACGAUCGCGUACCGCCCGCUCGUGCUACGCCCGCCGCCGCGCAAGGUGACGCAGAAGAAGAGCUACGAGAGCAUCGACAGUGCAAGCACGAGCUAUGAGCAGAAACGACGUACCCGCGAGGUGCUCGUGACCCCGCCCGAGCCCGAGAUGGUGGCGCUGCACGACCGCGACGGCGAGCGCAAGGUUGUCGUCGACGACGCGAGGCCCAGCAGCGUCAUCUCCACCAUGACUGUGACGUUUGGCUCUCCGGGGUCCAACGGGCACUAA